ACAUAUGUAUACAUUCCUUUAUUUCUUAAUAUGCUUAUAUAUAUAUUUAUAUUUGUUCCUUUGCAUAAUCAAACAUAGACUUCGUAAAUUUCAUAAACUAAGAGUUGGUGCUAAUUGCCAAUUUCAAACUCGAAACCGCUAACAUCCAAAGUCGUGAACCUGGAGUGGAGAAAAGGAAAAUUAUACCCAUUUGUUGGGAAUUUGAAAGGAAGAUUAAGGUUAAAACAGAUGCCAAUCAAUCUGAUUGAUGCUGAUGGGUUGCCCAGAAUUCUGUUGACUGAGCCCAUGGGAUCAUCUGCUGAGGUGCUACUCUAUGGGGGGCAAGUUGUUUCUUGGAAAAAUGAACGAAGAGAAGAAUUGCUUUUCAUGAGCAGCAAGGCCAUAUGGAAACCACCGAAAGCUGUCCGGGGAGGGAUUCCUGUCUGCUUUCCUCAGUUUGGAAAUUUUGGCUCACUUGAGAGACACGGAUUGGCUAGGAACAGGAUGUGGUCACUGGAUGACUCUCCAGCACCUUUGUCUCCUGUAACUAAUCAGUCGACUGUAGAUCUGAUAUUGAAGUCCACAGAAGAUGAUCUAAAAACAUGGUCACAGAGCUUUGAGUUGAGGCUUCGAAUUUCUCUCGGCCCCGGGAAGCUCACUUUGAUUCCUCGUGUUAGAAAUAUCGAUAACAAAAGCUUCUCUUUCAUGUUUGCCCUACGGAAUUACCUGUCCAUAUCAGAUAUCAGUGAAGUGCGCAUUGAAGGUUUGGAGACACUAGAUUACCUUGAUAAUCUGAUGAACAGAGAGAGGUACACAGAGCAGGCAGAUGCAAUUACUUUCGAUGGUGAGGUUGACCGUGUCUAUCUGAGAACACCGUCGAAGAUUGCUAUUAUAGAUCAUGAGAAGAAGCGCACUUUUGUGCUGCGUAAAGAUGGCAUGCCUGAUGCAGCUGUUUGGAAUCCUUGGGACAAGAAAGCCAAGGCUAUUUCUGACUUAGGAGAUGAGGACUACAAAUCCAUGCUCUGUGUGGAUUCAACUGCGGUUGAAUCACAGAUCGUCUUGAAACCUUCAGAGGAAUGGAAGGGCUAUCAAGAACUUUCAACUGUAUCUUCAAGUUAUUGCAGUGGGCAGCUGGAUCCUCGGAAAGUGCUUUAUGGCUUUACCUGAGUGCAUCCCAAAAAGUUAACUCUUGAUAAGUUACAAUUUCUGCUCCUUUUUUACAUCCGCAGAGAUUAUUUUGUUAUUAUUCGUAUUCUGGCAGCUCAUACGGCGAUCUUUUUCUGUGGACUAUCUAUUACAAUGAAAUCAUAAAACGAUAAACUAUAAGCAGAUUGAUGCUGGUCUUGUAGGAUCUAUAAUAUAUAUGAGUGCUGGUCAGCAACCAGGAGUUCACGAAGAAAGAAUUGAAUCGUAUGAAAGUGUAUGCUUUAAAAUUCAGGGGAGAUUGAUGACAGGAGGAAGCUAUCUACAGAUUUUUAGUAUACAUUGCAUCAUUUAAACUGUUACUUUGUAUCUAAGAUGUCAUCAACAUCAGCUCAAAGCUGGAAAGUUAUCCGGCUGCUCCAAACUAGACAAUUGUCUGUGCUAUUUAACAAUAUUUUUCUUCUCA
This is a messenger RNA of Beta vulgaris subsp. vulgaris (sugar beet), 1588 nucleotides long. RefSeq names its product putative glucose-6-phosphate 1-epimerase. The record is from RefSeq and is a predicted model, not a curated record. Lineage: Eukaryota; Viridiplantae; Streptophyta; Magnoliopsida; Caryophyllales; Amaranthaceae. The coding region runs from base 229 to 1146 and encodes 305 amino acids. The transcript has 9 exons. Gene Ontology annotation, biological process: carbohydrate metabolic process. Gene Ontology annotation, molecular function: isomerase activity; carbohydrate binding.